AUGACAGCUGUCUUAAAAACCGAAUUCUUGGGUCAGAAGUAUGAAAACCCAUUCAUGAACGCUUCGGGCGUGCAUUGCUUAACUGUUAACGAACUAGAUGAGCUGAAGAGGUCUAAGGCAGGUGCUUUCAUCACGAAGAGCGCUACUACUUUGGAAAGAGCUGGCAACCCAGAGCCUCGAUAUUAUGCCACAGCUUUAGGAAGUAUCAAUUCGAUGGGACUGCCGAAUAAAGGCUUCCAAUACUAUCUCGAUUAUGUCGUUGAUUAUCAGAAAAACGACUCCGACGGGAAAGCACCAUUUUUUUCUGUUGCAGGCAUGAGCCGGGACGAAAAUAUCAAUAUUCUGAAGAUUAUUCAGCGCAGUGAUUUCCAAGGUGUCACCGAGCUCAAUCUAUCAUGUCCAAACGUACCCGGUAAACCCCAAGUCGGAUACGAUUUUCAAAUGACGGAGCAAAUCUUGACACAGGUGUUCGAAUUUUUCAGAAAACCUCUGGGGGUCAAACUUCCACCCUAUUUCGACUUCGCUCAUUUCGAUAUCGUGGCCAAUAUUCUUAACAAGUUCCCGUUAGCAUAUGUCAAUUGCGUUAACAGCGUUGGCAACGGUCUUUAUGUAGAUGCAGCGUCAGAAAGCGUCGUUAUCAAGCCCAAAAACGGAUUUGGUGGUAUUGGAGGUGACUACAUCAAGCCUACUGCUUUGGCGAACGUACGUGCUUUCUACACACGUUUGAAUCCAACCAUUAAGGUCAUAGGGACGGGCGGCAUAGCCUCGGGCCAAGAUGCCUUCGAGCACUUGCUUUGUGGCGCUACCAUGCUGCAGGUUGGGACAGCGCUGUACGAAGAGGGCAUCUCAGUUUUUGAGCGUUUGGAAAAAGAGCUAAAAGAAGUGAUGACUCAAAAGGGCUACAAAACCAUCGAAGAGUUUCGCGGACAGCUACGAACUUUGUAG
Molecule: messenger RNA, 945 nt
Organism: Lachancea lanzarotensis
Lineage: Eukaryota; Fungi; Ascomycota; Saccharomycetes; Saccharomycetales; Saccharomycetaceae
Gene: URA1
Product: LALA0S10e00166g1_1
Exons: 1
Coding region: 1-945 (314 amino acids)
Biological process (GO): UMP biosynthetic process; 'de novo' pyrimidine nucleobase biosynthetic process
Cellular component (GO): cytoplasm
Molecular function (GO): dihydroorotate dehydrogenase activity
Source: RefSeq, a predicted model, not a curated record